CACUCUUCUAGACGAGGAUGGAAUGAAGAGUGACCUCUUCUACUGUGACAAGGCUGCCUACCAGGUGUUCAACGACGCCCGUCUCCGAGGAACUGAGCUGGGCGCAUGGGUGGAAAAGCGUCUCGGCCUGGGUGUUUUGUUCGUACACCACAAUUACGACAACUUACCGGGCUGGAGGGUGAUCACAUUGUUUGGGCGACACAAGGCAGCGUUGCCAACCCGAGGAAAGAAGAUUAUUCCUGAAUGGCUCAAGGUCCAUGGCGAGCAGGAUGAUGCUGAGUGUGUAGCGUCGGCUAUGCUGUUUGCAGAAGCAGCCACUGGUUUAGACGUGAAGGGCUGCUCCUUGACCAAAGUUUUCGUGUCUGGCAACACCAAGUUUGUGGAGCUGCUCAGGAAAGACUACGCUGGUUUGCAGGAGCUUUUUGUGCAGCGAUUGGCAGUGGACAGGCCUCAUGACGUUCCAUUCCGGGUGUGGCACGUAACGAGCCAGAGCUGCUCUCAAGCCGAGGAAGAAUGCUUCAACGAAUCGUGGCGAGACUACUCGUAUCAGGGGGAAGGCUGGGCGUGCCUGAGGGGGAUUGGAGUCCCAUCUACAGUGCCUGCGUGGAAAGCUGCUGUUAGAAGUUUUCUGGAGCGCCGCAAAUGCAAUAUCGACAAUAAAGUUGAAUAAAGGUUUGUCUAAAGAAAAAGACUUCUGCAA
Molecule: messenger RNA, 700 nt
Organism: Selaginella moellendorffii
Lineage: Eukaryota; Viridiplantae; Streptophyta; Lycopodiopsida; Selaginellales; Selaginellaceae
Exons: 2
Coding region: 23-670 (215 amino acids)
Source: RefSeq, a predicted model, not a curated record